Messenger RNA from Passer montanus (Eurasian tree sparrow), 6861 nucleotides. It is a transcript of the gene GCNT1, whose product is annotated as glucosaminyl (N-acetyl) transferase 1. NCBI's taxonomy places the organism in Eukaryota, Metazoa, Chordata, Aves, Passeriformes, Passeridae. The transcript is spliced from 3 exons. Bases 4578 to 5858 code for a protein of 426 amino acids. Gene Ontology annotation, molecular function: beta-1,3-galactosyl-O-glycosyl-glycoprotein beta-1,6-N-acetylglucosaminyltransferase activity. Gene Ontology annotation, cellular component: membrane. The record is from RefSeq and is a predicted model, not a curated record.
UUCCGACCCUCCGUUCCCCCUUUCCCGCGGCAGUCCAUGCGGAGAGCCCCGGGCAGGCUGUUGCCCUCCGGGCAGGGUGUUGCCUUGGUGGGAAAUCUGCUGGCCAUGACAAGGAUUAGGGUUCAUGAUGCUCCUGAGGUGUUGCAGUCGUAGGUUGUGGUGCUUUCUCUCUCUUUAACCCAGUGUAACUGGGAAAACCCUGAAAAAAGUUCUUUUUGGUCAGAAUUUUAAAAAAAAGGCUGUUUAGAAGGUUGUAAAUAGUUUUUUUGUGGCCCAGGUUGGGUGAGAGGACUGAGAAAGAAGGCUGACAGGAGACUCAGUUGUGCUCUGGCACUUUGCCUUCUUUCAGCGUUACUGAAAGUGGACUUCUUUGUGGGAAAGAGGAGGAGUGGCAGCAGGAGGGAAUUGCCAUUUUGGAGUCUGCUAUUUUAAAUUUAAUUUUUAAUGGAAUAUGAGGUAUUUGACCACAGAGUUGGCAAGAAUGAGAGUCAGAAAUGGUAGUGAGAGAAGAGGGGACAAAUCUAGCUUUUCUGUCUUUCAACUUGAAAAUCUUUGAAAAAUAGUGCAGUAUUUGUAGCUCUAGUUGGAGAUCACUUAGAUUUUGAAAGUAGGUGUUGGAGAUCACCUGGAUUUUGAAAGUAGGUGUAUACACAAGAAAACGUUUUCUCUCCUCAGUGAUUAACUGUUUUGCCUAUAGUGUAUACCAGUUACCAGCAUGCCUUUCCUAAAAAAUCUGAAUUAUCUGGGGUAAUACUCACUUCCUGAGGCGAGAAGAGCCAAAAGUUGCUAAAAAAACCUGAUGAAUACCUUUGCCAAGUCUGCCUUUUUCCUAGCAUAAACCAAAUGCAAAGCAAACAUACAAGCUAAAGACUUGCAGUCUAUUUGCUGAAAAUACUAUGUUUACUGAGCAAAAUCCUGCUCUCCAAUUUUUUUCCACAUUAGAAAACCCACUUCUAGUCUUAUUAAAAGAGUUAAUUUUGGUUUUUUUAAUAAUCCUUCUCAGUUUUGCUUUGGAUUUUAACAUAAUUCAAAAGUUCUCCCUUUACACUAGUUCAUAAGCUCCUGAAACUGGAUAACACCUAUCAACAUAGAAUUCUGUCUUAGAAAAGGCAAAAAAAUGUAGUGCCACAGAAAUGUAUCCUACCCAGUAGUACAAGUAGAGUAACUUUCAGUGUUAGGUUUACUUCAUAGCUCCAGAGACACCACUUUUUGCAAUGUGCAGCAUUAUUAUACAUAGGAUAAUUUUGGUGCUGUUAGAGGAACUUAAUAAAACGAACAGAAACCUCCUCUUGGAAAACUGUGGUAGAGUAUCUCAGGAAGUUCACUGAUGAUUCUUUAGCUCACUGAUGAACUGUAGGUAUGCUUUAAAACGCUGGCUUCUCCAUAGGGCUGAAGAAAAUCUCAGAAUAUUUUCUGUGUUGUGCUUGAAGAGGGAUUCAAGUACUCAAAAAUUUGACAGCUUCUUACUUCCGCCUUCCUUCUGGUUUUAUAGAUAACUUUUCCUGCUAGUGUGUCCAGUUAUGAAAUACAGCAUUGUCACAAGGCAGCAAUGAGCAAAAAUUUUUAUGUGGGCAUGAGGAGUGCAGCAACUGCUCUCUUCCAGGGGAUUAUAGGUCACAGUUUAGCAUAAUGUGAAAAAAGUAGGUGUUUUACCUUGAAAUAGCCAACGUGUGCAAAUUACCUUGAGGAACAGCGGGCAUUCUACUGCAUGUUAAAUUGGCCAACAUUAGUUUAAAGAUUUCAUUAUUUUUUGUUUUGUGAUUCCUACUUUCAGUGUUAGUAACCUUAAGGUAAAACCGAUCUUUUUGUCCUUACUAAGAGUCACAGGCUUCUUGAGGUAGGAACUGGUCACUGAACUGGUCACUGCCAUAACAUCUUUACUCUCCUUAGUUGAAAUAUCUUACUGUUAGCUCUGUCUGAGGGGCCUCUAAGGACAGACAGGAUUGGAAAUAGUAAUAAAGCUUUGAACUGUUCUGCAGAAGGUUUACGUGAUACAGUAGUAGAAGAGAGUACUAGAAAGGCUAGUAAAACUGACUGCCUUUUCAAUUUACAAUCUACACAGAGUAGUAGUACAAUCUACAUGGCUAACAUGUGAGUGUUACUCAUUUUUUGAAACAGAAAUAUUUUAGAGUGUAAGAUUCCUAACAAUUGAAUAUAACAUCUCCAUGUAACCUGGAGGUUUGAAUUUAUUUUUGUAUUUUUUAGCUCUGAAAAAACAGUUGUCCACUUUUAGCUACUCUCAGUAUUUAACUUCCAUGUAGUGGUGGAUGUAGCAGUACUGGUCACUUGUGGAGUUUUGUCUAAAGCCAUCUUCCAAGUUGACAAAGGACUAUAAAUGCAUUUGGGUUUUUUUUUGCUGUAAAAAGGGAGUGUAUUUUCCCUUUUUUACUGUUUUCUUGAGCACCUCUGAGGGAAAAGCAUCUACUCCUACAGAGUGUUGUAGGAGUUGCAGACAACUGUGCCCAUAUGCAUAUGCAUAUGAUUUUAGAAUCAUAUUUAAGAGUCCCAUAAAGGCUUAUGAUAAGCCAACUACGUGGGUUAUGACCAGUUCUCAUUUUCACUAAGACCUGAGACUCAACACUACCUAAGAGAACAAAUACGAGUUCUUUGAUUCAUUUACAGGCAUAUCUACUUUCAAGAUUGUGCUGCUUUGUGUUAUGGAAAGCUGAGUAAAUGACUUCUGUGUCUGGCAGAUCUUUGCAGAUGACGCGCAGGCUGUCUUUGUGUUUAUGCAUGUUUGUGUUUAUACAAGCUGCUUACUGGUUUGAAAAUCACUUCUUCCUCUGAAUGAAUGUUCUGCAUAACUGAAUCUGAAUGGAACCAUGGUAAUUGUAGUAACUACAGGAUGUGUGUGCUUUGAAGCAUUCUGGAUAUGCCUUCAUAAAAUCUUAGGACUUCCCAGCAAAUCCAUCUUCAUGGCCCCGCUGGCUGGAGAGCUCCCCAGUGGCCGUCUGGUUGGAUCUGUUGUUGCACUCCUCCUGGCCCAAAGUGUGUGUGCCAGAGGUGGCAGUGGGGUUGCUCCUUCCCCAGCAGCACAUCAUGGUGCCCGAGCAGUGGCGCGGUGAGGCCGCAGAGGCUGUGCCGUGCCGAUGGCCAGAGGCUGGUGUCCUGGCUGCUGGAGCAGCGCUGCCCUGCUGGCUGUGCACCCUCACAACCACCCUCAUUUGUAGGACCAGCUGCUCCAGUCCAGCCUGUCUGCACAAAAUCUCCACACCAGCUCUGGUCUCCCUCCAAGCUGUGGUAUACUAUUGUAAAAGUGUUUUGUUUGGUGGGGCUUUUUUUCUUUGUUUUGGAGAUUUUGGGUGGUUUUUGUUUUGAAGACCUAGGUUUCUCAUGGAAUUUUGUGUUUGCUAGAAAUCUAGCUGAAAUUACCUUGGUUUUGUUUAGUCAUACCAUACGGUUUGUAGACGGUUUGUAGACAGCAAUAAAGAAAAUUUUGGCAGGCAAGAGGGAAGUGGGCAGCUAACUCAGCCUUUGUACUAACUUCCUCAACUACCAGCAACGGCUGUAACUUUCCCCUUUUAAUGGUGACUGCUUCAGAAACACAGAUUUUGACUUGAGGAGAAAGCAGAAAAAAAGGAAGCAGGUCAGGUAUGUAAAUUUGCAACUGAACUUCAGUUGACAGUGAAAUGAAGGCUGCCAUAUAAAGCGUUUCCUCCACAGGCUUGCAACCUUCCUCCACCUCUCCCACAGUGCAAAGUGCUGCCUCUGAUAAGGUAAUUCUCUAGUGUGCGCACUAAGGCUGUGCACAGCUGAAGCUUUAGUGAUGUUAAAAGCUUAACUGAAUGUAGUCUGAAACUAUAUUAAUGAGUGUUCUAGGAUCAGUAAGUCUGUUAGGUGUGUUAUUAGAUAAAAGGCAGCAAAUCUUAAUGCUGUAAAGAUCAGCUUUUGUGAAUGGGAUAUGAUCAGAUUUUAGGACUCUGAAAUUCUGAACAUAAGCAAAUAGUAACUUGUUGUUAAAAUUGGUCUGAGGAAGCAGCAUGCUAGUGAGAGAAAUUUACCAGGGAAAAAAUUCCUCAUAAAGAUAAGAGCCAUGUUAAUGUGUAAAUGUUUGCAGAUCUCUUGUUUUGGUAUAAUGAAAAUGCCAGGUCUGAUUAUUCUGAGCUCUGAACAAUAGAGGAAUUGCACCCAGCUGGGUAUACAAGGUCUUUCUGAAUGGAAUUCUUUAUCUUACACUCAACUAAGUUUUAUUCUAAAAUGGGAGCAGGAAAGACUUCUUAGCAAGCUUUAUUCUUGAAAAUUUUAGAAGGUGAAGACUGCCAUAGUCACUUCCAAUUAAGACUUUCUCCCUCCAUUUGAACAGUGACAGCUCUUCCCUGGUGGUAUUUAUAAGCUCAUAUGAAGGAUGUUGAAGAGACUGUCUUACAUAAAGAUCUUGAAAGGCUGCAGGGACUUCUUUGCCAGCGAGAACUAAAGCAUGGCUGCCAUCCAGGAAGUGAGUGGAUUUUUCAUUCUAUUUCCCUGAAAAACUUGCCAAAUUCCUGAGAAACAAGGGUUUUUUCUGAAGUUGUUGAAGCUUAUAUGAACAGAGAAGAGGAAAUUUUUUUUUAGCCCUGGAAAGCUACCUGGUAUUUGAAAUGCUGAAGAGGAAAUUACGGUUUUGCUACAACUCACGCUUCAGGCUUUUCUUGGGUCUAACUCUCAUUUUAGUGGUAAUUUCAGUUUUGAAAGUUAACCAGAAAGAAGACUUCCUAAAUCGGAGGCAUCUGGAGCUAACAAAAGAAGAUCCUAUUAGCAAUGUUAACUGCACCAAGAUAAUUGAGGGUGAUAUAGAAGAAAUACAAAAGGUACAGCUUGAGGCAUUAUCAGUGUCAUUUAAGAAACGCCCCAGACUAACAACAGAUGAUUAUAUUAACAUGACUGCAGACUGUGCCUCCUUCACCAAGACUAGGAAAUACAUUAUGGAACCUCUCAGUAAUGAGGAAGCAGAAUUUCCAAUUGCUUACUCAAUAGUGGUUUAUCACAAAAUUGAGAUGCUUGAUAGACUUCUAAGAUCAAUCUAUGCUCCACAGAAUUUUUACUGCAUUCAUGUAGACAAAAAGUCUCCAGAAUCCUUUUUUGCUGCUGUGAAGGGAAUAGUCUCGUGUUUUGAUAAUGUCUUUAUUUCCAGCCAGUUAGAGAGUGUGGUAUAUGCUUCAUGGAGCAGAGUGCAGGCCGACAUUAAUUGCAUGAAAGAUCUCCACAGAAGAAGUUCAAACUGGAAAUACCUAAUAAACCUAUGUGGUAUGGACUUUCCUAUAAAGACCAACAAGGAAAUAGUAGAGAAAUUAAAAGCUCUUAAGGGUGAAAACAGCUUGGAAACAGAAAAAAUGCCUGUUUAUAAAGAAGUAAGGUGGAAGAAACACCAUGAGAUUAUUGAUGGUAAAAUAAAGAACACCGGCAUAGACAAACAACUACCACCUCUCAGUACUCCAGUUUUUUCUGGCAGUGCCUAUUUUGUAGUUAGCAGGAGUUUUGUAGAAUAUGUACUAGAAAACAGCAAAAUACUUAAAUUCAUUGAGUGGGCGAAAGAUACUUACAGCCCAGAUGAGUACCUGUGGGCAACAAUUCAAAGAAUCCCUGAAGUCCCAGGCGCUUUUUCUUCCAGUGACAAGUACGACGUUUCUGACAUGAAUGCCCUGGCCAGGUUUGUCAAAUGGCAAUACUUUGAAGGUGAUGUGUCCAAAGGUGCACCCUACCCACCAUGCAGUGGAGUUCACAUUCGCUCUGUCUGUGUUUUUGGAGUAGGAGACUUGAACUGGAUGUUACGAAACCACCACUUAUUUGCUAAUAAGUUUGACACUGAUGUCGACCCUUUUGCAGUGAAAUGCUUGGAAGAGUAUUUGCGGCACAAAGCUCUGUAUCUGCAAAAGAACUGAAACGUCUGCUCCUCGUAGGAAACAUAGGUACACAUAUUCUACUGCGACGUACUUUACAGCAAUCGUGGUGGUGCUGAUAAUAAGUAUAAUAACUCUCACCAUGUUGGUGUGGUGCUGCUCAUGCCCUGCUUUGUCCAUGGACAAGGGGGAGAAAACAUGUCUUGAGUAUGCCUUGUGGCACACUAAAGUUUGGAGUUUAGGUACAAAAUCAGACAGCAGUUUUUGGAAAGUCAUCUAUUUGGAAUAUUUAUUAUCUAGAAGAUAUAAUUAAUGGACUUCCUUUGGCUAAACUCUUUUAAGGCAUAGAAAAUGCAUGUUGUUCAUGGUUAAUCUCAAUUUUUUUUCCCAUGAAUGUAAUGCUAGCUGGAAGAGAAAGAUGACGGGGUGGGGUACAAAGCAGCUGGACUGCACUUCAUACUGAAUACUAAAAGAUCUCAGGUAUAUAAUAUUAGAAAUUAUCUAAAAGCUAUGCAAAAGGGGAUAUGCAAAGCCAGCUGUUACCAUUUUACUUUGAUCUGUUUGCUGCAGUUCUGUUACAUGUAAUUCUUAAUCCUCCUGAAAAAUUUGUCUUCAGCAUGGAGUAUUAAAGAAUUCAAAUCUUUUGUAUUCUUAAAGCACCCUGAUAUUGUGAUAUAAAGUUUAUACACUAGUUUGUAAUUACUUCUUCUCAGGGAAACUUCAGUUUUGUGCCUGAUGAGAUUUAGACUUGUAAUUUUACAUUUCUUACUGUAUGGGGAGUUUUGCUUUUGUAUCCAAAAUUGCUGAAGUUUCUCAAAGAACUGCAGUAGUGGCUAAAUAUUACUGAUGGAACUGCUGGUUUCUGCUUUCUGUCAAGCUCAACUUGCAUUUCCAGAUUAUUUUAACACUAAGUAUGAAAAAAAUAAAAUUAUUUUUUUAAAUGAUAUUGUCUCUUCCUACAAUUGAAGUCCCCCCCUAAAAAUACCACAAAUAACUCCUAAUGAUGAAGGCCAAAUAUAUUUUUGGUAUGGUUUUCCAUACGUGA